GACCCGUUUGGGGUGGAGAUCGAAGGACAAAUGCAGUACAAGACCUUGAGUUGGUGGCAAUGUGGCAUGCUCAUGAUUGCCGAAACCGUAUCUCUGGGAAUCCUAUCGCUGCCAGCCGCCGUCGCAGCCCUGGGAAUCGUUCCCUCAAUCAUCGCCCUGCUCGGACUCGGGGGCAUGGCAACAUACACAGGCUACGUAAUCGGGCAGUUCAGAUGGCGAUAUCCGCAUGUGCACAGCAUGGCCGACGCAGGGGAGGUGCUGUGGGGCCCGUUCGGACGGGAGCUGCUAGGAGGGGGUCUCAUCCUGCUCCUGAUCUUCGUGAUGGGCAGCCAUCUGCUGACCUUCUCGGUGGCGAUGAACACGAUGACGGAGCAUGCGACCUGCUCCAUCGCCUUCAGCAUUGUAGGCUUCGCCAUCUCGCUGCUCUGCACACUACCGCGCACUAUGCGAGGAAUGACCCUGAUGGCCAUCAUCUGCUUCAUCAGCAUCCUCUCCGCCAUCUUCGUGGUAACCAUCGACCUCGGCAUCAUCAACCAAGACCACUACCACGCCACCGCCGUGCACCGCACCGACCUCAACAAAGGCUUCCUAGCCAUCACCAACAUGGUUUUCGCAUUCGCCGCCCACGCCGCCUUCUUCAGCUUCAUCUCCGAACUCCAACAACCCAAAGACUACCCGAAAGCCCUCUACCUGCUCCAAACCAUCGACACAACGCUCUACAUCCUCGUUGCCGUCCUCAUCUACUACUUCGCCGGGCCGAGCGUCGUCUCUCCGGCCUUGGGAUCGGCCUCGCCGGUGGUCCGCAAGGUCGCGUAUGGGGUCGCCUUACCGACUAUCAUCAUCUCCGGCGUGGUAAACGGCCACAUCGCCUGUAAAUACAUCUACAUCCGCUUGUUCCGCGGCACGGACCGGGUGCACGGGACUGACUGGCGGAGCUACGCGCUGUGGGCGGGGAUCGCGCUGGGCGUGUGGGCGCUGGCCUGGGUCAUUGCCGAGGCGAUUCCGAGCUUUAGCAAUAUCUUGAGUCUGGUGGCUUCGUUGUUUGCGACGUGGUUUACUUAUGGACUUCCGGGGAUUUUCUGGCUGUACCUGAAUCGGGGGUUGUGGUUCAGCAGCCUCGGGAAGUUCGCGCUGACGGUAGUGAAUGGGUUUAUGUUUUGCGCCGGGGCGAUUAUUUGUGGGCUGGGGCUCUAUGUUUCAGGGAAAGCGAUCCAUGAGGCGCCUGCGCAGGCCUCGUUUUCUUGUGCUAGUUCUUGAGGGCCACACCUAGAGAGGACUUGAGUCUAACUUGAGUGCGUGGGGUUAAGGAUACGGAAUUGCAUGCAGGACAGGUAGAUAGAGAAGUG
Molecule: messenger RNA, 1346 nt
Organism: Aspergillus brunneoviolaceus CBS 621.78
Lineage: Eukaryota; Fungi; Ascomycota; Eurotiomycetes; Eurotiales; Aspergillaceae
Product: amino acid transporter
Exons: 10
Coding region: 31-1257 (408 amino acids)
Biological process (GO): amino acid transmembrane transport
Cellular component (GO): vacuolar membrane
Molecular function (GO): amino acid transmembrane transporter activity
Source: RefSeq, a predicted model, not a curated record